Hermetia illucens (black soldier fly) is the source of this 834-nucleotide messenger RNA. Its product is annotated as larval cuticle protein A2B-like. Bases 51 to 737 code for a protein of 228 amino acids. The transcript has 3 exons. Gene Ontology annotation, cellular component: extracellular matrix. NCBI's taxonomy places the organism in Eukaryota, Metazoa, Arthropoda, Insecta, Diptera, Stratiomyidae. The record is from RefSeq and is a predicted model, not a curated record.
AGUCAACCUCUCGAAUUCAAAGCAUUUCCAUUACAAAGUAAAAUCGCAAAAUGGCAUUCAAGUUUGUAAUUGCUCUCGCCUUCGUUGCUGUCGCCAAUGCAGGACUUUUGCCAGCCGCUCAAGUAUACAGUGCUGCUCCAGUAGUCGCCGCUGCUGCUCCAGUCUUGUCCAAAGCCGUAGAUGAAUACGAUCCACAUCCACAAUACAAUUAUGCUUACGAUGUUCAAGAUGCUUUAACUGGAGACUCAAAGAGCCAAAUUGAAUCUCGUGAUGGAGAUGUUGUCCGUGGACAAUACUCCCUAAUCGAUGCCGAUGGACACAAGAGAAUUGUUGACUACACUGCUGACCCAAUCAACGGAUUCAACGCUGUUGUUCAACGCCAACCAUUGGGAGCUGCUGUUGUUGCUAAGGCUGUUGCUCCAGUUGUUGCCAAAGCCGUUGCUCCAGUAGCAUACAGUGCUCCCCUUGUGGUCAAAGCUGUCGCCCCAGUAGCUUACAGUGCUCCUCUCGUCGCCAAGGCCAUUGCCCCAGUAGCAUACAGUGCUCCUGUUGUCGCCAAGGCUGUAGCUCCAGUUGCUUAUGCUGCUGCCCCAGUUGCUGCCUACCCAGGACACGCUAUCGUUAAGACCUCAUUCUCUUCUCCAGUUGCUUAUGCUGCUGCCCCAGUUGCUGCCUACCCAGGACAUGCUAUCGUUAAGACCUCAUUCUCUUCUCCAAUUGUUUCUUAUGCUCAUUAAGAAAAAGAUUCUUAUUGACCGUGAUAUUAUAAAUUAUGGAUCUCCUUUAUAAGGAAUUUCCAAUAUUUUAUUAAAUAAAACCUGUUUUGCAAAUAUA